UAGGCAACGUUGUCUUUUUGCAUUUAGGCUAAUUUGCUCAACUGCGCCCUGUUAGCUCUAGAUAUUAGCGGCUUUAGAGUGCAGUUACUGGACAAACACAGGAUGGCCGGCUCUCCGUAUGACCCCAGCCGGGCUCCGGUGGCCUACGGCCGGCGGGCGGUGCCUCAGUUGUUCUCGGAGCUGCAGCAGCAGGAGGCGCCGCGGAGGCUGCGGGCUCUGGCCUCACUGUGCGACCUGCUGCGGGACCCGGAGCGGAUCUCCUGCACUGUCAGCGGAGGGUUUCUGGAGCAGUUAAAGGUUUUGCUUAAGGAUGAAGAUUCAAUAGUAAGAGCAAAAACCUGCGAGCUGCUUCAUCUGCUGACCGCCCACAGAAUCGGCAGACAGGCCCUGCUCUCCUCCUCCUUCCUCCCUCACCUCUCAGAGCUGAUGGACGACUCCUCCUCAUCCUGCAGGAGAAACGUCCAACGAGUGCUGAACCGCCUUACUCUGAUGCCUGCAGGUGCAGAGGCUCUUCUGACUCUGGUUCCUAAACUAAUGCUGAAGCUCAGAGAGGAGGAAGAGGAUGUGCAGGUGCUGCUCCUCUCCACCCUCAGCUCCUGCUCCUGUCUGGACCCUCUGCCGGCUCUGGCCUCUGACGGUGUCUCGCUCCUGCUCCACAAACUAUCCGACAGCUCCACAGACAUCCGCAGAGAGGCGACGGCAGCCUUGAUGGCCCUCAGUGUGUGUGAGGACGGUAUGCGGCAGGUGUGUGAGGAGGAGGAGGUGCUUCCUGUCCUGGUCGACCUGCUGCGGGACGAAGACGUAGAGGUUCAGGCCAACGCUGCCGGAGUCAUCAUGUACGCUGCGAUCACCAACGAAGGUAAGCAACAGUGUCUGGACCUGGACGUCAUACCCAUCCUCCUCAGUCUGGUGUCCCAGGACGGAGAGGAGGAGAAGGACAAGGAGAGGAAGAAGGCUCUGGUCAUGUACUCCCUGAGGGCCCUGACCGCGCUGGCUGAAGCUCCGCAGGGCCGCUGCCUCCUUCUGGAGCAGCUCCCCCUGCUGGGGAGGAGGAGCGAGGCUGCAGAGGAGGACCAGGACAUCCGGAGGAACGCUCAGAACGCAGUUAGGGUCAUCACCUGGACUCCCUGCAACACUGGUGAACUCUGACCUCCAGAAUACAGCUGCUAGCCAGCCUCAGCUUAACAGAUAAUAAAUAAUUUUAUGAAUUAUUAA
Messenger RNA from Gymnodraco acuticeps, 1215 nucleotides. RefSeq names its product radial spoke head 14 homolog (gene rsph14). Lineage: Eukaryota; Metazoa; Chordata; Actinopteri; Perciformes; Bathydraconidae. Gene Ontology annotation, molecular function: protein binding. The record is from RefSeq and is a predicted model, not a curated record. The transcript is spliced from 6 exons. Bases 103 to 1149 code for a protein of 348 amino acids.